Messenger RNA from Cyprinodon variegatus (sheepshead minnow), 2955 nucleotides. RefSeq names its product hyphally regulated cell wall protein 3-like. The record is from RefSeq and is a predicted model, not a curated record. The transcript is spliced from 8 exons. NCBI's taxonomy places the organism in Eukaryota, Metazoa, Chordata, Actinopteri, Cyprinodontiformes, Cyprinodontidae. Bases 25 to 1881 code for a protein of 618 amino acids.
CANGUCAUUCCAAAGGAAGAUAAAAUGCCAUCAGUCAGCCAGGUCAGAAGAAGUCGAUCACAAAAGCCUAAACCAAAUUUAUCACAGACUUCAAGACCAUCAAGGUCAAAGCACGAAGACAAAGCUCCGGUGCAACCUAAACUCAGGGAACAGUGGACUGCCAUGGAGGAGGAGAAGUGUUUUAAGUUCACUGAUGCAAACCUGACACCUCAGGAUGGAGUGAGUGAAAGUAUGAAUGCUGCGCCAACAGUUGAUUCACCUUCAACCAGUUUACAAAAGGGGAGCACUUUCAACAUAGAUGCUUUGGUCCAAGACCGCACUAAACCUACGAAUGUGGGUAACUGGCCUGCCGGUGAUCAGCAGGAGGAAAAAUCAAAUGCUGAAAAGUCAAUAGAAAAACCACAAAGUCCAAACCCUGAAGAAGAAAGAGAAACCGAGAAAAAGACACUGACCAACGUUGGACAAGUUUCAACUUCAGUUGUCACAGAAAAAAGCACACCAACAAGAAGACAAAGGUUCUCCAAACCCAAGCCUAAUCUGAAGUCGAGCUGUGGAGUUGGAAAGCUGCAAUCAGACAAGCACAGUAGACCUUCUGAAGAGAAGCCCUCUGCCGUUUCACUGGAACAACAGACAGAUUCUUGUAAAAUGACAAUGUCAGAUAAUGAUCCAGGUGAGCCUGAAUCCCUUUCAUCUGGGGUUGGCGGCUUGGAUAUGCCGUCACUGGUCUACAGCUCAAAUACCCAAACAGAUGCUCCUCAGACUGCAAUAACGAACAUCCCUUCAACUUCUAAUACCAGUGUCUCACCUCCUAAGAGAGGCUCCUCUGUCCAAGGUAGUGAUGUAACACCAUCAGAGUUAACAGGCUCUUCUAAGGCAUCAGGAAAAGCUGCCAGAGGGAGGCUGAUUAAACCUAAACCCAACCUGAGAUGCAGCAGUCGUCCCCAGCAAACCCAGGCAGUUGGAAAGACACAAUCAACAGGUUCAGACUCUGAUAGUUCCUCACACCCCCUUAGAACCUCUGGUGAUCAAAAACCUGCGUCUGAACUCUGUGCACGCAGCCAGGAGCAGGAAGAAAGACUAAUUAGGAAGCAAAAUAAAAAAGACACCAAUUCAAAUAAUGCUUCUCAAUGUGAGCAUAAAGAAGGAUCCACUAGCGAGCAUCAAACAUCAAGCACCGAGGGGAUUCAGAGAGAUUCGCUCCUGUCAGCACUGCUCCCAGAACAAGUGCCUUCAGAUCCAGAUGAACCAUUUUUUAUCCUUUCUCUGACUGAGAUCCCAGUCUCAUCAGCAGGGGGAGUGGGAAUGAGUGAAGCUGAGAAUCUCACUUACCUUCCUGCAACAGAUACAUCGGGACAGCAGUCAAGCACUUCUGGGGUUCCCUCUCAUUGCAGCACUUCUGGGGUUCCCUCCCUUUGCAGCACCACUGGGGCGAGUUUGGAAUCCGGAGUGCACCCUGAAAUUCCUGUGGAGCCGAUAGCCAUCAACACCAUUGCAGAGCCAAGUAAAACGAUCGAUGAUGUAGCUGACAAGAAAAGUCGACGGACAAGAAAAGCCAAAGCUUCUACCUCCAGCAUUUCUGAACCAAGCGUUACUGAAAGCAGGAAUCCCCCGACCAGGAAAGCAGCAAAAACUAGAAGUAGAGGGAAAUCCACAUCAGGAGCGUCACAUAUGUCCUCAUCAGAGCCUAACUUGUCUGGAUCAAAUUAUAGUAUUCCCAGAAAAACAAAAUCACCAACAACUGUGGGGGUUCACAUCGACCUGACUUCUUCAUCUACGGCUCCGACUUCACCUGAACGGGAUAGCGGCUUCGUUGAAGAGGAGCCUACCAGCGUGUCGCAGUUCUUCCUAAGUGACAUUUUUACAGAAGUGGAAGAGGAAUAAAAGCACUUUUGUAUCAUGCCUGCAGUAGUUUCUUCAGGAAUCUAUUUACUUUUUCUAUUUUUUUUUUAUCUGAUAUAUCCUUUAAACUAGAAUUUUGGUUUUUAAACUGUUGCACAGAUUUAAAGUUUGGUUUCUUCAAAGGGAAAAUGUAAACAAUGUAAAUAUGUCUGGAAAAAUGACUGAAUUCCUCUCAGCUGACUGACACUUUAACACUGGGUCUCAGAUUUCAUUAAUCAGCUGUGAAAACAAAUGUGAAGUAGGACUGAUUUACCUUUUGUUUUUCCUCAUGUUUAUACUUUAGAUUUUAUACUACAUCAGUGUCUGUCAGAAACUUAUCUCCACAGUGAGAGGCCAUUGUAAUAUAUAUUUAUUUGGUAAUUCUGUUUAUUGUAAUAGAAUGUAAUUCUAUAAAAAUGAAUGAAAUUCUAAGACAUUUUGAUAGGUUCUGUAGAUGUGUUUGUAUUGAGGACCUUGUACAGAAUAUUAUAUUUGAUACUUCAAGCUACUUACAUGUCUGCAUCUUGGACUUCCUUGUGUACAUAACGUCAUUUGGAGUUAUAGGUAUGAUUUAAGAAAGUAAACUUAAAAAAGGCACACAUUAAAAAAGUGUUUCUGUAGAUUACCGGUAAGUCAUUUUUUUGUUCCUGUUGAGUGUUCUGAAAUGUGGCAAAAUAUUUAAGACCAACAACAUUGCUGCGUAGUUAGGCUUUGUUCUUAUUUGAUGUUCAUAAGCUAGACUUUUGUGACUUCUAUUUAAUUUCAACAGAUUUUUCUGGGAUGUUAAAAGUUUUCGCAAAAAGAGAUGUAAUCUAAACAUCCGCUAACUGCUGCAUUGUUUGUCUGAACUCUUAAGGUUUUAUUGAUCUAGCGCAGCUCUUCUGGUGUUAACUAUCGGGUUCCUAAAACGUAAUGUGCGAUUUUUAUUUUCAGGUUGGUUAAAAUAUUAAAAAGGACUUUUUGCUUUCUUUUUCUUUCUUUUUAAUGGGAAAAUAAAUAUAAUUUGUAAUAUAUCAAAUCUAGCUUGCAGUGAUAAAGCUCUAAUGCAAUAUUUGAUAUUAAAUGACGACUUCCUGA